UCUUCUCCUCGCAUCAAAAUUCACAUGUGCCUCUUUUCUAUAUAGUCAGCUUCGCCCGGACGAAAGAAGCCAUAAACGUCCCAUAUACGUGAAGGCUUUUUCCCUAUUUGACUUGUGGCGGCAGGGGAUCGACAUUACCGUAUUUGAGCGUGUUGUUAGGGCGAGAAUAGGCUCAAGGUAUCAGGAAUCAUGGCGCAGAAUCCAUCCAUUACAAUUGCGAAGCCACGAAAUGACAAGAGGGAAUACAAGAGCUUGCUCCUUCCCAACUCUCUGCAGGUCCUCCUCAUCAGUGACCCCGACACUGAUAAGGCUGCUGCUUCUAUGACUGUCUCCAUCGGAACAUUUAGUGACCCUAGGGGUCUUGAGGGUUUGGCACAUUUUCUUGAACACAUGCUGUUUUAUGCAAGUGAAAAAUACCCCUUGGAGGAUAGUUAUAUGCAAUAUCUUACAGAGCAUGGGGGUCGGUCGAAUGCAUAUACUAGUUCUGAACAUACAAAUUUCCAUUUUGAUGUGAAUGCUGGCUAUUUUGAAGAAGCAUUGGAUAGAUUUGCUCAAUUUUUCAUUAGUCCCUUAAUGUCACAAGAUGCAACAGCUAGAGAGAUCAAUGCUGUUGAUUCAGAAAACAAGAAGAAUAUUCUGGUGGAUGGUUGGCGAUGGAAUCAAUUACAAAAGCAUUUAAGUUCCAGUGAUCAUCCUUUUCACAAAUUCGGUACAGGAAACAAGGAUACCCUGGAUGCAAGGCCUACAGCGAAAGGAGUAGAUAUAAGAGAAGAGCUAAUUAAAUUUUAUGAAAGACAUUAUUCUUCAAAUCUGAUGCACCUUGUUGUCUAUGGUAAAGAAACCAUUGAGGAACUUGAAAAGAUGGUUAAAGUGAAAUUUAGUGAAAUUAAGAAUACUCAACAGAGUCGUCCUUAUUUUACUGGUCAGCCUUGCCAUUCAGAGCACUUACAGAUUCUGGUCAAAACUGUUCCUGUAAAAGAGGGCCAUACAUUGGGUAUUUUAUGGCCUAUCACUCCUGAACUUAAAAAUUAUAAGGAAGCUCCCUCAAGGUACCUUGGCCACCUAAUUGGGCAUGAAGCAGAUGGUUCCUUGUUUUGCCUUCUGAAGAGCUUGGGAUGGGCAACCGGUUUAAGUGCAGGUGAAAUGGAAAGUAGCUUUGAAUAUGCAUUCUUUGGAAUUAUGAUAGAGCUUACAGAUGCUGGGCAAGAACACAUGGAAGAAAUAGUUGAAUAUACAUUUCAGUACCUCAAUAUUCUACGGAAAAUGGGUGUGGCUGACUGGAUAUUUAAUGAGGUACAAGCAAUUUGUGAGACAAAGUUUCAUUAUCAAGAUAAGAUUUCACCAAUCAACUAUGUAACGAACAUCGCUUCAAACAUGGAGUUGUAUCCACUUGAAGAUUGGUUGGUGGCAUCAUCGUUGCCUUCCAAGUUUAAUCCAAUUACAAUUCAAAUGGUUUUGGAUCAGCUUCUUCCGAAUAGGUCCAGAAUAAUCUGGUCUUCAAAACAGUUUGAAGGUUGCACAAAUGAAACUGAACCCUGGUAUGGAACUGCAUUCUCCGUUGAGAAAAUCAAGGAUGAAUUAGUAAAGCAAUGGGAAAACUCAGAACCAGAUACAAGAUUGGGAUUACCUUCACCCAAUAUGUUUAUACCUACUGAUUUGUCUCUCAAACAAGAGGAGGAAAAGGUCAGGCAUCCUAUUUUGCUGCGGAAAUCCAGAUUUUCAAGGCUGUGGUACAAACCAGACACAAUGUUCUUUACUCCGAAGGCUUUCAUCAAGCUGGAUUUUAACUGUCCUGAAUCAAACGGUUCACCAGAAGCAGAGAUUCUAACAGAUAUUUUUACGAAGUUAUUGGUGGAUUAUUUGAAUGAAUAUGCUUAUUAUGCAGAAGUUGCUGGACUUGCUUACAGUAUUGAUCAUACGGGUACAGGGUUUCAGGUGACUGUUACUGGAUACAAUCACAAGAUGAGAAUUUUGCUUGAGAAGAUUUUGGAAAAGAUAGUACACUUUGAAGUCAAGCAGGAAAGGUUUGCUGUGAUCAAGGAAAAGGUCUUGAAGAAUUAUCUGAAUUACAAGUUUCAUCAGCCAUAUCAACAGGCUUUCUAUUAUUGUUCAUUACUAUUAGAGCAUCGCAUGUGGCAAAGGACUGAAUUCCUUGAGAUUAUUCCUCAAAUUGAAGCAGAUGACCUGAUGAAAUUCGCUCCCCGUAUAAUCUCACGAACAUUUAUGGAAUGUUAUGUUGCAGGUAAUAUGACAUCAAUGGAAUCAAAGUCUCUGGUUGAGCAUAUUGAAGACUCUUUGUUCAAUGGUCAUUUGUCUCCAUGCAAGCCACUUUUUCCAUCACAACAUUUGGAAAGGAGAAUUGUCAAACUUGAUUCAGGCACAAAUUUCUACUAUCCUGUUGAGGGACUAAAUGAACAGGAUGAGAAUUCUGCACUGCACCAUUACAUUCAACUUGAACAAGACAAUCUCAAGACGAAUGUUGAACUAGAGCUUUUUGUUCUUAGUGCAAAGCAACCAGCCUUUUAUCAACUUCGAUCAGUUGAGCAACUUGGAUAUAUUGUUGUACUUAUGACGCGAAAUGAUUCUGGAAUUCGAGGAGCUCAAUUCAUUAUUCAAUCCACAGUGAAGGACCCUGCACAGCUGGACAUUAGAGUGGAGGAAUUUCUCAAGGCAUUUGAAAGCAAACUUCAUGCAAUGUCAGAUGACGAGUUUAAGUCAAAUGUGAAUGCAUUAAUUGACUCAAAACUCGAGAAACACAAAAAUUUGCGGGAAGAAUCACGCUUCUAUUGGAGGGAAAUUGAUGAUGGUACCCUGAAGUUUGACAGAAAAGAAGUUGAGGUUGCAGUACUGAGGAAAUUGACAAAGGAAGACUUACUAGAGUUUUUCAAUACCUAUAUUAAACUGGGGGCUCCUGAAAGAAGAAAAUUGAGUUUGCAAGUAUAUGGAAGUUCUCACGUUGCAGAAUAUAAAAUAGCUAAGUAUGCUGAAAAAUCUUCCAAUGGACAUGCUAUUUUUAAUGGCAAAGAAGUUGCCCAGGACACUGUGGAUAGUGAAGCAUUAAAAGAUGAGAAUGUUGAGGUUGUUCCUUCAGAUCAGCUUGCAGAUUUAAAUAAGGAACUGAAGGAAUUUCACUGUGAGAAAAUAGAUGACAUAUACAACUUUAAAAGGUCUCAAGCACUGUUUGGCUCAUUAAGGAGUGGAGUCAAUCAUGUUUAUUCUUAGUUGCAUUUCAACUUUUAACAAUAGCCUAUGUAGACUAUUAACUUCAAUUAUAUGUUCAUUUUGGUCAGUCCUUGGUAAAUCCAGUGUUGAAAAGCAAGGGGUCACCAUGUUUUUCAAGGCAAAAAUGUUCAGGGCAAGGUAUUUAAAUUAUAACAGUUAGUCCCUUUUAUGCCCUUGCUUCCAGGAAAAUAAAUAUUGAUUCUAAUCACAUGUAUAAUGGCUCCUGUCCUUGCCAUUCCUUAGAUUAUAACCAAAGUUGCAUGGAAACAGAUACGGUAUCAGAUACAGAUACAACCCCCAAUAUGGAUACGGCUGGGUGCAUCAUUCAUAAAAAACACAUACACAUAUAUUUAACGCAAUUUUUUAAGUUAUUCGAGGAGAUUUUCAUUA
Cryptomeria japonica (Japanese cedar) is the source of this 3612-nucleotide messenger RNA. RefSeq names its product insulin-degrading enzyme-like 1, peroxisomal. Lineage: Eukaryota; Viridiplantae; Streptophyta; Pinopsida; Cupressales; Cupressaceae. The transcript is spliced from 26 exons. The record is from RefSeq and is a predicted model, not a curated record. Gene Ontology annotation, biological process: peptide catabolic process. Bases 190 to 3222 code for a protein of 1010 amino acids. Gene Ontology annotation, cellular component: cytosol; mitochondrion. Gene Ontology annotation, molecular function: metalloendopeptidase activity; metal ion binding.